Molecule: messenger RNA, 880 nt
Organism: Dichomitus squalens LYAD-421 SS1
Lineage: Eukaryota; Fungi; Basidiomycota; Agaricomycetes; Polyporales; Polyporaceae
Exons: 5
Coding region: 62-820 (252 amino acids)
Source: RefSeq, a predicted model, not a curated record
UCAAACUGAGCUAUCGCGUCGCGUCUCGUCUGUCAGAACUAGCCGUCCACUGAGAUUGAGGAUGUCUUAUUAUGCGAAUGGGUCUUCGUCGUUCCCGAUGCUCGACUAUUCAGACGAAGACGAUGUUGAAGGCUCGGAGAUACCUCCCGACAAAUGCCAGCUUUGCGAUGGCAAGGAUGAUCUAGAGAAAGUCAGGCUUUGUUUGUCACACGGAGACUACUUCACGGCAGACAACCCAUUGCCAUGGCUCGAAUCGCUCAAGCUCAUACCAAAGACAUUCGGUCGAAACCACCCCGGGAACCGCAUGAUGUUAUGUAAGCCUCAUGCAGAUGCCUAUAGAAAAGACGUGUGGCGUUGGUUUCCCAGCGCUGACGUCCGGUCCAGAAUGAGGCACACUGAGGCAACGACCGUCUGGCGCUUAGCAAACGACCUGCAAGGAGCAUCCCCCGGCCCAGAUCCGAAAGCCAUCGGCAACGCGACUGGCAUUAGGGAGGAUGGCACACUAGUGGAUAGACUGGACUCAUCAGAUCGCCCAAGCUUCGAUGUUCUCAUCUUCAUGCCGCAGCACAUGCCCCCCAUCCCAAAUGUUAUCCUAGGUGGCGAGCGGACUGGCGUUCGCGUCAUACAGCGUUUCAAACAGCUCGCGCUGAAUCCUUACGUGGUCUUCGCUGUCGGGUUACGAAUGCUCAAUUCUGUGUAUGUCCCGCUGCCAGACACGAAUUUGAAGUCGAUCGAGCAGGAAUGCCUGGACAUUCGCGCGGGUUGGAAUGAGAUGGGCUUAAUGAUCUCGUAUAGCAAUGAACCCCUGCCACAUGCCUGAUAAUUGUACUGUACAGCGUCGCAGAUAGCUUCAUUACAGCCAAGAUUGAAUACAGACUAU